AUGAUAUUUACCGUUAACAGUAUAUCUGUGAUUGCAUCAUCAUCAUCAUCAUCAUCAUCAUCAUCAUCAUCAUCAUCAUCAUCAUCAUCAUCAUCAUCAUCAUCAUCAUCAUCAUCAUCAUCAUCAUCAUCAUCAUCAUCAUCAUCAUCAUCAUCAUCAUCAUCAUCAUCAUCAUCAUCAUCAUCAUCAUCAUCAUCAUCAUCAUCAUCAUCAUCAUCAUCAUCAUCAUCAUCAUCAUCAUCAUCAUCAUCAUCAUCAUCAUCAUCAUCAUCAUCAUCAUCAUCAUCAUCAUCAUCAUCAUCAUCAUCAUCAUCAUCAUCAUCAUCAUCAUCAUCAUCAUCAUCAUCAUCAUCAUCAUCAUCAUCAUCAUCAUCAUCAUCAUCAUCAUCAUCAUCAUCAUCAUCAUCAUCAUCAUCAUCAUCAUCAUCAUCAUCAUCAUCAUCAUCAUCAUCAUCAUCAUCAUCAUCAUCAUCAUCAUCAUCAUCAUCAUCAUCAUCAUCAUCAUCAUCAUCAUCAUCAUCAUCAUCAUCAUCAUCAUCAUCAUCAUCAUCAUCAUCAUCAUCAUCAUCAUCUUAA
Molecule: messenger RNA, 576 nt
Organism: Schistosoma mattheei
Lineage: Eukaryota; Metazoa; Platyhelminthes; Trematoda; Strigeidida; Schistosomatidae
Source: the annotation of a GenBank genome assembly